This is a messenger RNA of Sabethes cyaneus, 1056 nucleotides long. Its product is annotated as lipase member I-like. Bases 1 to 1056 code for a protein of 351 amino acids. Lineage: Eukaryota; Metazoa; Arthropoda; Insecta; Diptera; Culicidae. Gene Ontology annotation, molecular function: lipase activity. The record is from RefSeq and is a predicted model, not a curated record. The transcript is spliced from 2 exons.
AUGUUACCGACGCCAUCGUCACUGACGUUGAUAAUUGCCGCUGCGCUGUCCGCAAUGGAGGGCAUCAGUUGUGGUCUGCUGGAUAUGUUCAACACCAGUUCGGAUUACCAUUUGGCUGCCUCGAUGGAUGCCGUAUUUGGGGCACUGAAGAAUGACAUCGCAACCCUGCUGAAAGGGCCCGUGACGAAUCCGAUGGAGGAAGAAGUUACCUUCUGGUGCGGAAAUCGAAAUUCAACGAAACUGACGCAAACGUUUCUGAAUGAUUCCGAGAUAAUGAUGAAGAUCGACGUAAAUAAACCGAUGACGUUUGUAAUUCACGGUUGGUUGGACAACGCCACGCGCUUGUGGGUGCAGUUCACUGUACAGGAUAUUAUGAAAUAUUCGGAUACAAAUGUAUGUACUGUAAACUGGUCUCGCCUAGCUCGCUACAACUAUUAUCAGGUGGCUGUCAAUCAUACAUUGUUAGUGUCGGAAUUUCUAACGAAGUUCGUAGAGUUCUUGGUUACAACAGGAAUUCCUCUAGAUAAGAUAACUAUGGUUGGCCACAGCAUGGGAGCGCAAAUCUGUGGCCAGGUAGGAAGGAAUUUUAGGGGAAAAAUUGCAAAAAUCUACGGGUUGGAUCCGGCUGGACCGUGCUUCACUUUUCCUCGGGAUCGAGGACUGCAGUAUCGAUUGGAUCACACCGAUGCAAAGUUCGUGCAGAUGGUUAUUACCUCGAGAUACAUGAUUGGAGUGGGCUCCGGAGAAGGUCACGAGAAUUUUUAUCCGAACGGCGGAUACUCACCGCAAACGAAUUGUGCGCUUCCUGUGACGAGCGAUGCUGAAUUUGCGGACCAGAUAAUGUGCAGUCAUUUGCAUGCGACCACACUUUUUCGGUUGUCGUUAAAUCCGAAAAAUGUAUACCGAGCACGACGGUGUAUCAAUUGGCCGCUGUAUCUACUGGUGUUUUGCAAUUCUAAUGAAGCCAAUUUGCUAGGAGUGUACAGUAAUCAGGCAUCGGGGAAUUUCUAUUUGAGAACAUCAGCUUUUUCACCGUACACCGUGCUGCUGAGUUGA